CGUUCUUCCCCUUCUCUCCUUCGACUAUCACCAGCAGCGUCUUAUGCUACACCAGCAAUUCGCUCUAGGACCUACAGCAUGAGCAACGACAACGCCGAUUCUACCAAACCCGCCGAGCCCCUGCUCCUCGAGGACAAGGCCGCGAACGAGAGCGUGACACGCCUCGACGUCGAUGGAAACAAAGUCCCUCUCCUCGACGAGCUUGGGCCGAUGGUGGUUAACAGCGAUGGGACCCUCUCAAGGAUAGCCAACUGGACAGAGAUGACAGAGGCGGAGAAGAAAAAUACGCUUCGUGUGCUUUCGAAGAGGAAUCAAUUGCGACUGGUGAAUGCGAAGGAAGCAUCAGGGAACGCUGCAGAGAGUGCAUGAACUUGUAUGACAACGUCGACAAAUUAUAUUCGGGGUCGAGAAGCAAUGCUAUUGUACAGUAGGCAGAAAUUACGAGCGAAAAGGAAGGCAAGCAUAUAUACAAUGGAUUUGAAAGCCACGAAAGGACAAGGAAAGCAGCGUAAUAGGUCGCGAGACUGGAAGAGUAUCAAGGUAGUAGGAGCCAAAAAGAUAAAACAUAAGAUUCAUUCUAGGGAAACCGGCCGUUCACCCACAGUUGCCAACCCACUAGGCUUUCUCACCGGCGUAGGUCGCCUUUCCUGAGAGAGCACGCGCGGAUCGAACCCAUCUUGUCCGCCACCCUCAUCGCCGACACUGUCCCUACGCUCCUCCGCCCUCGCAACUUGAACAUCCUCGCCACCGACGCCUCCCACAUAUCGCGGCGGCAGCUCCACCACCCGCGUAUCGUCGCCAUGGUACACCGUCACCGGCGC
Schizophyllum commune H4-8 is the source of this 821-nucleotide messenger RNA. RefSeq lists its product as uncharacterized. The transcript has 3 exons. Lineage: Eukaryota; Fungi; Basidiomycota; Agaricomycetes; Agaricales; Schizophyllaceae. The record is from RefSeq and is a predicted model, not a curated record. The coding region runs from base 79 to 369 and encodes 96 amino acids.